AGUGAUUGCGUUUCUCCUUGCAUUGUGGAGUUGAAGAAAAUCCCGAGACAUGCGUACUUGGUUGUUGGACAUAAUGGCCUUGGGGAAUUCAGUCUGUGGGAUGUAUCAAAGCGCAUUUUCUUGUCUAAGUUCUCUCAUCCCAAUCCUUCAGUUUCUACCUUCCUUCCAAUCAGCUUAUUUAGAUGGAGAAGGCAAGAUUUUAUUUCAGGUGAAAGAAAUUUAGAGAAGCAUGUCGAUGUAAUUAUGAAAGCACCAUGAAGGGCUUCUCAGGGCAUGAUGCGACCCACACCUUUCUUCAUUUGGAAGAGGAGGAUAUUGCUUUUUGGCUUCUAGUUGCUGCUGUUUCUGACGUUGAACAUGACUAUUAAUCAAAUGCUCGCCGAACAGAUUCAGUUGUAGGAUGGAGACUAGCUCUAUUGGCGGAGAAAAUGCUUAUCUUGGGAAAUACGUUGGAUCAAAGGGUCGCUUCAGUGGGUGUAUUAACUGGUCAAGGGAUCAUUGCUACAAAUGACGGACAUGUUUACAUGUGGGAGUUAUCUACUGGAAAAAGAUUGGGGAUUCUUCAUCAUUUCCUAGGUGGCAGUGUCUCUUGUAUUGCUGCAAUGAUUCUACUCCAGCUGUCUUUGCAGCUGCUGGUGAUGGACGGAAGUUACUGGUUUAUAGGCAUUCUCAGUUUAAGGCAAUGGACAGGAAAUGAUGCAACCAUGGUUUGGGUCUUCCCACGCUUCAGGAUUCUUUUUGCAAGUGAUUUCAGAUCUCCCAUGUCCUCGAUGGCGAGACUGAUUAUGGGAUUCCAUAGACUCGCUAACUUUUUGCUGUCAAGGAAUCGGGAUGCUCCAGUCCAGACAUCUGAUUUUUGCAAAAUCUCUGAAGGUGGUUUCUCAAAGCAUGUAUUCCGUAACUGUUCGAUAGAAACAGGUGAUCAAGCCGCCAUUUGGUCAACAAGAGUGCUCUUUACCCAACUUGCUUUGUGGUCGAAGAUCUUUCCCAACUUUAGUCUGUGCAAUUCACUUUUAAAGCUACCCAGAGGGUUGUAAUUGUGAAUAAUAUACGUAACUGAUAUGAUUGGGGCAUAGUUGGCUAGUUGGUAUGCCUCCCUUUGACAGCUCUUCCCGGAAUGAGUCAAGCAUGAUGCAUGUGGUGUGAUUAAGGGCUCUCGAACUUGUGUGUCAAACCAAGUCUACUAAGGGUGAUCGGUUUCGGGCUGGGUAGGCUCUAAACUUGAAACUUGGA
Messenger RNA from Rhodamnia argentea, 1233 nucleotides. RefSeq lists its product as uncharacterized. Gene Ontology annotation, cellular component: nucleus. Bases 429 to 1037 code for a protein of 202 amino acids. The record is from RefSeq and is a predicted model, not a curated record. NCBI's taxonomy places the organism in Eukaryota, Viridiplantae, Streptophyta, Magnoliopsida, Myrtales, Myrtaceae. The transcript has 4 exons. Gene Ontology annotation, biological process: regulation of cell cycle.